Pocillopora verrucosa is the source of this 6198-nucleotide messenger RNA. RefSeq lists its product as uncharacterized. Gene Ontology annotation, molecular function: protein binding. The record is from RefSeq and is a predicted model, not a curated record. Lineage: Eukaryota; Metazoa; Cnidaria; Anthozoa; Scleractinia; Pocilloporidae.
UUUGUUUAAAAUAUGGAAAUAAUCGAGUCCUAUUCAAACGUAAUGAAACUAGUUUUUCUUAGUGUUUUCAAACUUUAGUUAAGUUGAUAACAACUCUGGAUAAUCAGUGGGUAGUUGCAUAUUUUUAACUUCAAAGCUUGGCGAGAAAGUUGCAGCUGGUUGGAUUCCAUCACACUGUGACCGCAUUGCAGAAUGUGUUCUUGACAAUGGCGACAUGUGAAUGUUUGUACCAUACUACAAUGAAUACAAGUCUACAAUGGCUCUGUGGAGUAAACAGUUGUCCAUAAGGAAUUUCUUGUCGACCAAAAACUAUCAAGGAACAUUCGAGAGGUUUAUUUGCCGAUGUGGAGGAAUUUUUGUUAAUUUGAUUCAAUCGUGACAGCAAGCUUUCCGCUUUUGCAUGGGUUUCUUUGAAGGCAUUUCACUACAAAACAAUAUCGCGUUGUAUAUAUUGCAGUGAAGUUAUUUCGGCUUGUCUAAGAUGUUUAUAUGAUGUUCAGUGAACUGACAGAAUAGCAUUUCGCAUAGUGAUGGACCUCUCUUUGAAAACACCACAUGCUAUUAAAUUGCAAAAGUUCCAGAACUUUUAAAAUAUAAAAUGGAUCGAUCUGCAAAGCUGGAGAACAAAGAGGAGGAGCUAGCAGUUCCUGAUGCUGGAAAUGCUGGGACUGUAGAAUGCUUUGAAAGAGGCAGAGUGGAAUCACAGGGCGAGGAGACAGAAAGCGAAGUAACAUACAGCAUCAGUGAAAGAAGCAAUUAUUUGCAAAUCCCGUAUGGCUUCCAGAGUAGAGGGUCAUACAAACAUGCCUCAAAAAACUGUGAGAUUGUCGGAGUGACACACAAUUCACGAUUCAGGCAGUUUGUAUUCCUUGACUCGAGAGGAAUCACAAGUUGGUCUUAUGAAAGUGUCUAUAAUACAGUCACAAGACAUUUGAACUACCCCUCCUACCAGUUUAAUGUUCUUAGGCUCAUUAUAUUUUCAAGGAAGUUCAAUGUUUAUUUUGCAUUAUCCAAAGAGUAUGCAUUAAAGGUUUUUAAUCUAAACUUCCAUGAAGUAUUUUCAGUGGCAGCUGAGAUGCAUUCAGUUCUGUGUAUGGUCUUCAAUCAUGUUAAAGAUGAACUUAUCACUGGUGGGACAGGAGGCAUGAAGUUCUGGACAUUUGGUGAACUAGAUAAAAACAGACAGAAAGCCUUGGAUAGAGAUUCAAGACCCAUGGCCAACUAUGGUUUAGUUUUGAGGGCAUCUUAUCCUGACAUGGGGGGAAGCUGGGUAAAACAAGUAGAGCUGGAUGAAGCCAUGCAGCGUCUCUAUUGUCUGUCUGAACGGAAUGUAGUGGCUUACGACAUGGAAGGAAAUCUUCUAUUUCAGAUACUGGACGCUCACAGAGGUCCAGUGACUGGAUGUGUUUAUUCAAAAGCUUGUAACUUCCUGGUGACCGUAGGAACUGAUUGUGAUGUAAAUGUUUGGAGCAGAGCAAAGAGUGGAGGAAAAGUACACACUUUCUCAGGCCAUUCUAAGGCCAUAACAAAGAUAUUGCUUCACCCUGAGAAUUCGGCGCUGGUGAUAACUGCUGCCAUGGAUGGUAUCAUAAAAGUAAACUCUCUUGACUUUAUGGAGGAGAUAUACAGCAUUCCUGUAUUUUCUGAGGGAAUUUACUGGAUGAACAUCGUCUCUUCAAAGCUUCUUUACUGCUGUUCUAAUCGCUUCAUCGAAGUAUUCUCACUCAACCAUCUAUGUGAUUUCUGGGCCUCAUCACGCUGCUCAGUGACGUCACUCAGUCUGGUCACGUGUAAGGGAAAGUCAACACGUGUUAUGGCUGUUGGAAAUGACAGCAGUGUUCGUUUGAUUUCUCGGAAGCGUCAGAACCUCUCCACAGUCCUCCCGCCGCCAUCCAUUUCUCCUCUAAACAUGCUAAAAGAUGUGGCAUACAACAGGGAGUUUAACAUGAUGUACUUGUUAAUUGAUGAGCAAGAGAUCUGGGUCUACUAUACCAGGACGAAUCCAGCGACACGAGUGGAGUCUUGGAAACUGGACUUUAUUGAAGACAUCCAUAAUCAACAUUCCCAAGAUGCUUUGCAGAGGUCCAGAGCCAACAGUCCAUGGCCUAAUGAAGGAAACAGAUCCCCCAGUCCUGAAUCUCCCCCGCCUGGUAGGAGUUCUUUUCCACCGUUAGAGGUCAGCGGAAGGGAAUCAAUGUUAUCCACUCGUAAGGAGAAAGUCCAGAUCACGUGUCUUGGAAUAUUGUAUUCUCCGAUAAUAAUGACGUCACUGGAGGGAAAUGCAUGUCCUGAUACAACGCAUUUCCUUAUGGCGGGAACUCAGGAUGGGCGUGUCCUCUUUCUUCACAUGUUUUGGCAAGGACUAAAAUAUCAUCAACUUCAAGCCAAUAAGGAUGCUGUUCUUCAGGUUUACCAUGACCAGGACAACAACACUCUGGUUACAAAGUGUCGGUAUCCUAAGAUUGUUAUCCAUAUUUGGUCUUUGCCGCUCCUACAGUUGAUGAAGAGGAUUGAUUGUGACGCUGACAUGACAUGCUUUACACGCAUGAACAAUAUUUUGUUGUGUGGACAUCAAAGUGGAUACUUGCAUCUUCAUUCGCUGUCUGUGGAUAACAAUGAAUUUCGCGAAGAUCAAGAAGAGAGAGCGAAGGGAACCAGGCGUUCACCUCCCAAGGAUCAUAAGAGUUGUAUUAACAGUGUGGACUCGAACUCGAACCUGGAGAUAUUUUGUAGUGUCAGUGGAGAUGGCAUCAUCAAGAUUUGGGACAAAAAUAAAACCCUUCUACGAGAAAUCAUUAUGAACGAAACAUUAACAGUGGCCUCUUUCCUAAAUACACAAGGAGAUAUCCUUAUCGGUUUCAAACAGCACAUCUUCAUAAUUCCAAAUGAAAAAGUGUACCCUGUGAAGGAUGGCUUAUUACCUGGCAGCAGAUCUGAAUCGAUCGACGAUGAGGCGUUUGAAACAGAAUCAGACAUCUACGAGGACCCAUCAGUAAGAUUUGAAAGCAAAAAGAUUCUGCAACCAGAUCCUACUAACAUGGAGAACUACUUGGUACCAUUUCCAAACUUACAGUUGAAGACGUCUUGGUUUAUGGAAGGUCGACCUCCCCCAGACCUUGAACCGCAAAACCAACAGGAGGACGAAGAGUCCAUUAGCUUAAUGUCAGACAGCCUCUCGCUCGCUCCGACUGAAGUCUACGGUUCCCCAUCCUCCACCCCUCGGCGAAUAUCUUUGGCAAGCUCUGUAGCGAUGUCUGAACGUAGAACCAGUACAGAAUUAUGGGAUCUUCCUGAAUUUGGAAACUCGCCAGUGAGUUCGCCACCCAGAACUCCUCCACCAGAACCAACACCUCCUCCCACCCCUCCCCCAGAGGUGGAGUCUGACGAGGACUCGAGUGGAGGUGAAGAAAAGAAAGAGCCUCAAAAAUCCGACGAAGAACCUUGUGAACGAUGCGAAGAUGUGAAUAAAGAAGGAAAGAAGAAGGUUCCCGUCAUUUCCAGCUUCCGACGAGAGAAAGGGAGGAUGGGAAACAUAACCAUUGACUCUAAAUCCUUGCGCUCUGGCUUUGGAGGUCCCGGAUAUGCCGCCCCAGUCGCCCGAAAAUUGAUUGAACAGAGGCCUGAGCCCAAGUCUUUUAAGCCUCGACGUAUCCCAAGGCCCAUUGCAAAGAAAGCAAAGAAGCCUAAAGAUAAGGGAGAGGAAGAGGCUACGAAAGAAAUACAAGAGAAAGAGACAGAAAAGAUUGUAAAUGAGUCUGGUGAAGCUGAAGAAGAGAAACAGAGGAGCGAAGAUACAAUAAAAGUUAACGAUGAUGAUGAUGGAGAUGACGAUGAUGUUAUUGUCACGCAUCGGAUGCCCAGUGUUGUUACCAUGCCAACAGGAGAACACAAACCUUUCAUACGACAAGACACUGUUAGUUCUAGACAGGUUCCAGAUCAGAUGUCUUCACGAUCAGCAAAGAACAAGGAACAGAUGCCCGAAAGAGAGAAAGCUGAAGACGCAAAAGAGCCGCAAAUGACCACAUCAUAUUCGCCUUCUCAAAGAACUGCUGAAGAAAAUACAACGACUGCUCAACUGAGCGACGAGAAUCAGACUGCUGAUAAUAAAGACGAAAAUACACUAAAUGAAGACUACGAAGCCAAGGGUAAAGAGGAAAAUGAAGAGGAAGCUCCAGUGGAGGAUGAUAAGCCGGAAAGACGUGAUUCACCUGAACCAAGUGAUCCUCAAUUAGUGACGUUCAUUGAUCCUGAUACAGGCGAGGUGAUACAAAAACCACUCAAUGAAGUCCCGAUUGAUGCCGAGAUUCUUGAAGACUAUGAUGAUGAUGAUGAAUUAGAGGGGAUGGAUGAACAUACUAGCGCCCAAGCUGAAGAUCCAACGUCGUCUUGUCGUAGUACACGAAGCGAUCGCGUACAGAAAAGUGUGACCUUUAGCGAAGACCACAUCCGAACAUCUCGACGUAAUCGACAGUUCCCCAGUCUAUACACCUCUGGCAGAGAUUCCCCAACACUUAGAUCCCAUAAUGCUGGCUUAGUCUUCAAAGAAACAGUGUUGCCUGUUUAUGGCAACAAAAGGGCUGGUGACCCGUUGAGAAAAUUGUCCAAGAGCUCGUCAGGUGUUUCUCCGCUAACAAUAUUCGCACUUGCGAAGAGUAGGCGGGAACACACACCUACGUCGAGUAACGUUAGAACUCGGUCAGCGGAUGGACGCUACGGACAAAAACACGGUACAACAGAUAAUUCCAGUCUAAGAACUGAUGAGGUGAACCAGGGUGAUUUUGACCUGAAUGAUGAAGAUCUUGCACGGCUUAUCGAUACCAUUAGUCUGCAGACUGGUGCAGGUGGACAUGAAACGCCAGGAUCAUCGAGGCCCCCAAGCGUUAGAAAACAAGGAAGCACUCUUAUGCGCUGGUGCAUACAAGCGCUCCAGAAACCGGACCGGGAGGUCCUUUUCCCACCCAAGCCAACGCGGCCAAGUAGUUCACCAAGUAUUGCUACAUCGAAAGCGACAAAGAAAGCGGAAGAGACCCCUAAAGGUAAUAUACUGUACCUGAACAAAAAUGACUCUGAGAAAAGACCACAAACUGCCGACACUGUUCGCAGUAACGCCACGAGCCAGGAAGAACACUCGAUGUUCCCGUAUGAGAAUACCCCAUCGCGAAGUAAAGGAAAGAAGCAAACUAAGACACGUAAGAGUGCCACACCUGCCAGGAGGAACACGUGGAAGCGCGUGUCUUCUGAUGAAGAUGAGGAUUUCUUAGAUGCCUACCAAGCCAUGCGCUCCAGUAUAGGCAUACACGAUGCGGAUAAGGAUUACAUGAAGGAUCUACUCUCCGGAGAAUCAUUCGAAAGGGAGAGACUCUCAAAUUCGCGCGACAUCCCAAGUUUAGAUACAACCGACUACGGUGGAAAUUGGCAAAAUAAGGUUUUAGAAAGGGCUUAUCGACUGAAGCAACAGCGUUUGGAAAGACAGAAAAGUGCCAAUGAAAGGAGACAAGCUCUCGAUAACAAACAGAAGGAAAGAUGGAAAAACUCGAGUCACUUAGAGUGCGGCCAAGAACAACCGCCUAAGUCUGGCCCAGUGUUGGAGUUCAUCACCCCACCCCUCCUAGAUGAUCGGGAUACGUCGCCCUCGCCCUCUCUCAGUCAAACUGAAAUCUGGAAACUGAAGGAACAAGAGCUGUCAAACGAACGUCCUUUCCGCCUGAGGCUUAAUUCCCAGCCUGAAGGUGUGCAGCUUACCCCAUUGGCUAAACGUUUAAUGGACCUGAAGACGUGUGACCAUGACGUGUCGGAUGUUGCAAAUGUCCUACCUAAGCCCCCUCCGUCAGCCUCAAUCCCAAGCAAAUGCAGUCGCUAUGUUCUCGUGGCACAACCGGAAAUCAAACAACCUCGUGCCCAGGCCACAGCAGUUGAAGAAACUCUUCUGAUGUUGCGUUUUCCAAAGUCACGUGUAAGAAGACGUCAUAAUAGCGCCACUAUUCCCGGGCUUCACGCCAAUCGGAACGUUCGUGCAAGGACUAUCUUCGAAAUGUGACGUAAAUUAUCCGAACUGAACAGAAUUGUUUCGAAUGGGAGAUGUUGUUCGUCUGUAUCUCUAGAAUAUUUGAUAAUUUUUCAAGAUGACAAUAGUUUUCUAUGUUAUUGUAAAUGGAAGGGAAUCUUCUGCAAUAGUUGCUAAAUAAAUUUGGAAGUUCA